AUAGCGACGAAAUCCUUGUAGGCGUUUGCCUCUGAUCCAUCUCUCUCGGUCAUCCAUUGCCUCGUCUUCUCUCCCGCAGACGAGCACUUAGACUAUCGGCCCUUCGAUCCAGCAUAUCCUCAUUGUCUCGGCAGAAACCACCCCCGACUUCCUCAUCUCGCGCUCUCCCCCCCCCACCCGUCACAAUGUCUGAGGAUCCCAAAUACGACGACAUCCAGUCCGACUCCGACUCUGGAGAGUCCAUCGACGCCCAUGACAACGUCGAGAACACCGAAGAGAAGACGCUCAAGCCGGCCCUCAAGAAGUCCAACCCCGCCAUCCCCAACCAGGCGGCCGUAAAACCUCCGCUGCCCCCGCAGACCGACCCCAAAGACCUCGAUGUGUCCGUCUUGACACCCCUCACGCCUGAGAUUAUUGCUCGCCAGGCCACCAUCAACAUCGGCACCAUCGGCCACGUCGCUCACGGAAAGUCCACCGUUGUCAAGGCCAUCUCCGGCGUCCAGACUGUUCGAUUCAAGAACGAGCUGAUCCGAAACAUCACCAUCAAGCUGGGAUACGCCAAUGCCAAGAUCUACCAGUGCGACAACGCCGCGUGCCCUCGUCCGGGCUGCUACCGAAGCUACGGAAGUGAGAAGGAGGUUGACCCUCCUUGCGAGAGAGAUGGCUGCGGUGGUACCUACAGAUUGCUCCGACACGUCUCAUUUGUCGACUGCCCUGGUCACGAUAUUCUCAUGAGCACCAUGUUGUCAGGAGCUGCCGUCAUGGACGCUGCUCUUCUCCUCAUUGCAGGCAACGAAUCCUGCCCUCAGCCCCAGACAUCCGAGCAUUUGGCCGCCAUUGAGAUUAUGAAGCUGGAGAACAUCAUCAUUCUGCAGAACAAGGUCGACCUGAUGAGAGAAGAGGUCACUCAGCAGCACUAUGAGUCGAUCCUCAAGUUCAUCCGUGGAACCGUUGCCGAGAAGUCCCCGGUCAUCCCCAUCUCCGCUCAGCUCAAGGUCAACGUGGAUGCUGUCCUUGACGCCAUUGUCAACACCAUCCCCGUGCCCGUCCGAGACCUCUCCAUGGAGCCCCGCAUGAUCAUCAUCCGUUCUUUCGACGUCAACAAGCCCGGUGCCGAAAUUGAUGACCUCAAGGGUGGUGUUGCUGGUGGCAGUAUCCUGCACGGUGUUCUUAAGCUGGGAGACGAGAUCGAAAUUCGCCCCGGUAUCGUCUCACGCGACAACAGCGGUGCCCUCAAGUGCGCCCCUCUCUUCAGCAGAGUCAUUUCCCUCAACUCCGAGGGCAACGACCUCAAGUACGCCGUGCCCGGUGGCCUGAUUGGUGUCGGUACCCAGAUCGACCCUACCCUCUGCCGUGCCGAUCGUCUCGUCGGUUUCGUCCUGGGUCUCAAGGGCAAGCUGCCCGAUAUCUACAGCGAGAUUGAGAUCAACUUCUACCUGCUCCGACGUCUGCUUGGUGUCAAGACGGCCGAUGGCAAGCAGGCCAAGGUCGCCAAGCUGGCCAAGAACGAGGUCAUCAUGGUCAACAUUGGCUCCACGUCCACUGGUGCCAAGGUCGCUGCCAUCAAGAACGACGCUGCUAAGCUGGUCUUGACCAGCCCCGUCUGCACAGAUAUUGGCGAGAAGGUGGCUCUCAGCCGACGUAUCGACAAGCACUGGCGUCUUAUUGGAUGGGCUACGAUUGCUGCUGGUGUGACUCUGGAGCCCAGCUCGGCAUAAACGUGCAUGCUCUAUCGAAAAAGCUUGUCUACGAAGUGAUGUUUCUUUAUGUAAGUCAAGUUCGGACGCUUGCUCCUUACUAGGGGCGUAGAUCACAACAAGAUGAUGUGUCCUUAUUGGCAUAUCUUGCAGCGUGUGGAGACGGGAGAUUAAGCUGGAGGAAGCACUCAGUCUCAAAGACAGCAAACAAGCUGUAGUCUGGGAUUUCACCGCGGGUCCUCCCAAGGUUUAGGUAGCGGCGUCAGUGGACAUGGAGCUAUAAGGCUAGAGAGGGUUUCACACCAUUCGGGGGCGAUAUGUUUGGUGACGGCAGCGUGUGAAAGAGGGCAUGAGCGUCUGGAGAAGAAGGCGAUGAACAAAAAAGUACAAACCCCCCUGCAUGGCCUCCAACUUGGCCACGUGCUGCUUCAGUUCCUGAUCCGUCAUGCCGUCGAGCGCUUCGUCCGUCGUCUGGCAGAGAUGCUUGGCCGCUACCAGGUCCAGCUCUGGUUGCGGCGGCGGUCCUUUCCUCCUCUUGGAUGUUGACGUCUUGCCUUGAGAGUCUACCGAUGUAGAUGAAGCGUUUCCAUCGCUUUGCUUCAGCCUUGCCGUCGACCGCAAGUCGCUCGAUCCCCUAGGCGAUGUCGCGGGGAUGUUGAGCGACGGCAGCACGAGCUUCUUCUGUUUUGACGCCGGGAGGAUCUCGUCCAAGUCUACAGGCACACCGAGCGAGACGAGGAACAAGCGGCGGGUGCGCGACCGGAUCCAAUCGGGAGGCGCGAGGGGCGGAGGAGCGACGAGCUGAGACCACAGCGAGGCGGAGCGUGGGGUCAGGAAGAUUGAUGAAUCUUUGGGUAGUUGUGGGAAGGU
Messenger RNA from Trichoderma reesei QM6a, 2567 nucleotides. RefSeq lists its product as uncharacterized. The coding region runs from base 186 to 1718 and encodes 510 amino acids. Gene Ontology annotation, biological process: formation of translation preinitiation complex; positive regulation of translational fidelity. Lineage: Eukaryota; Fungi; Ascomycota; Sordariomycetes; Hypocreales; Hypocreaceae. The transcript has 4 exons. Gene Ontology annotation, molecular function: tRNA binding; GTPase activity; GTP binding. Gene Ontology annotation, cellular component: cytosol; eukaryotic translation initiation factor 2 complex. The record is from RefSeq and is a predicted model, not a curated record.